GCAGGUUACCUAUUUAAAAGGCAAGUGCCACUGACCUUUCACCCGCAACUGCCACCACCACUUCGCAGUGCCCAACCACUGUCGUUACACAACCUCCCUUUGUCAACCCAUUUGUUUUCCGGCUUCAACACGAAGAUUAUCAAGUCACCAUGGAUCGACCUUCAAGACGCGGGAAGCCGCCACCGCAUCGGGGACCAGGUGGCGCCCGUGGGAGACCUUAUGCUCCCAAAGCCGCUGGGGAGAAAUGGUCCAAGGAGAAGGCCAUGGGAACUGCGAAAUCUAUGAUAGAUCAUGGUCGCCAGAAGGCUCGUCGAGCUGAGGAUGACGAGUAUCUUGGUCCACCACCUCCAGGUCGAGAUCUGAUCCUAGUAAGUCCUCGGUCCAGAGGCACACAACCCAAGCGAAGGCUGGUUCUAACAAUUUUAUCGACCCGCGUCGUUCUCCCAGGAAAGCAUAUGUUGCCCCGUGGUUUGGAUGAGCCCUGGGCACUCGAUGAUAUUCGCAAAGCACACAAGGUUUACAUCACCCACGUUCAACCAAACAUUCUCGACAUCCACUGCGAAUCCAUGCCCCGCAUGCAACAAGCCGUCCAUGCCUUGAACUGGGCUAUCCAUGAUCUCCGUCUCUCCAACGAACACCCCCCCGUCAGAUUCCUGCUUCAAGAACCCACCAACUCGGACGUGAAUGAUAUGGUCAGGGUUGAGAUUGGGUCGCGGCCACGGUUUACUUCUCGAAGUUCUACACUUGUCAGCAAUUCGUCGGCUAUGGACAAACAUCUCCAUCGACUUGUUGUCGAUAUGCCAACUUCAGCUGACACUUUGAUGGCUCUGAGUAAGAACAUGAAAAUGCGUGUCAACUUCGGACAUCUGGAUGUUCGUUCGAGAAACACGCAGGGCCGCGACGAAAUCACCCAUGACGAGUUCGUCAAGCUGCUGAACAUGUAUUCUGUCCGAGGAGGAGCAAGUCUUGGAACCAAACUCCCAGAAGCAACCCGAGCCGAGGAAGUCAUGCGGUAUCUUGUGAAUCCCGCACGGGGAAUUUGCAGUAGUCGCCAGGAGAUCACGCAAGGCUGCGAGGUCACGUUAGUCACCAAGGGCUUGGAGAUCAAAACCGAUGCCAUGGAUCCCAUGGGCAAAAAGAUGCAGUUGUCCAUGGUCAGGGCCAUGAGAUCUGAGGCUUGGGGACGUCUGAACUGGACGGUGGCGGCCCCAGACAUGCAAUACGACUGGAACCUGCGAGUAGACGCCUGGGAUAAUGAGGAGGUCCCAGUUGAAUUCAAGGACCUUUCCCAAAAACUACUGCUCACAGUGGACAGCAACCAAGCCGGCUCAGACCUGAUCAGGAUCCCUCACGUCAGUACUCACAAACUCGGAAAUGUACGGGACAGUAUUGGACAACUCAGACUCAAGUCUUCGGCAAUAAUCCCAUACAAGAAGACGCCAUAUGUCAUUGAGGUCAACGUCACUAAGGUGUGGAAGGGUACAUGCAUGGCUGACACACCAGAAAUCACUUGGGGCAUCGAAUUCUAUGCAGCUCACUGGGACGAGAGCAUCAUGCAUAUCAGCGGAGGUGAUCAUCGCAAGGAUUGGGGCCAAGAACUCAAACAUAUGUGGCCGGGUGACGAGCCGCGUCUCGAGUCUAGAUUUGGGGAGUUCCUGGGAACCAUUCUGGAGAUCCAGGCCCUCUUAGACGGAGCAUGCCCAAUAUGAGAUCGCCAUGGCGGGUAUAUGGUUGCAUGUCCAUCGGCCGA
This is a messenger RNA of Ilyonectria robusta, 1750 nucleotides long. RefSeq lists its product as uncharacterized. NCBI's taxonomy places the organism in Eukaryota, Fungi, Ascomycota, Sordariomycetes, Hypocreales, Nectriaceae. The record is from RefSeq and is a predicted model, not a curated record. Bases 150 to 1709 code for a protein of 519 amino acids. The transcript is spliced from 3 exons.